Olea europaea var. sylvestris is the source of this 861-nucleotide messenger RNA. RefSeq names its product putative late blight resistance protein homolog R1A-10. Bases 1 to 861 code for a protein of 286 amino acids. NCBI's taxonomy places the organism in Eukaryota, Viridiplantae, Streptophyta, Magnoliopsida, Lamiales, Oleaceae. Gene Ontology annotation, biological process: defense response to other organism. The record is from RefSeq and is a predicted model, not a curated record. The transcript is spliced from 4 exons. Gene Ontology annotation, molecular function: ADP binding.
AUGGGCAUGAGAACAGACGGAGAUUCGAGUAAGAAGAUGGGAAGUGCUAUUUUGAUUGUAUUCCUUGUAUCUGCUAUGUUUCAUGAGGUUCCUUUUAUUAUCAUAACAAAUUACUUGCAAGACAAGUUCAAAAAUUCGAUGGAAAUUCUUCUCAAACUUCUAGAUGAUAUUGGUAUCCUUACCAAUAAGAUACGCAAAGGAAGUGAUGAACAACUAAAAGAACGUAUAUACAAAAGUCUCAAUGGCCAGAGAUACCUAAUUGUAAUGGACGAUGUGUGGAGUACAAAUGCUUGGAAUGACAUACAAAUGUUAUUUCCCGACGACAAUAACGAGAGUCGAAUCCUAUUGACGACCAGACAAACAGAUGUUGCUGAUUAUGCCAGUUCAACUAACAAUCAUCACCUGAUGGAUUUUCUAACGGAAGAAGAAAGUUGGAAUUUAUUUUGUCAAAAGGUCUUUGGAGAAGAAUAUUGCCCUCCUGAGUUGGUGAAUGUCGAAAGGAAUAUAUCAAAAAAUUGUCAAGGACUUCCAUUAUCAUUUGUGGUGGUUGCUGGACUCCUUGCAGAGGAAAAUAAGCAACUACAUCACUGGAAGUAUGUUGCCGAAAAUUUAAGCUCAAUUAUAGCUAAAAAAAAGGAUCACUACUCAGAGAUAUUAACUUUAAGUUACAAUAACUUGCCUCAUCGUUUGAAACCAUGUUUUCUUUACAUGGGAGCUUUCCCAGAAAACUAUGAGAUUCCUGUCUCUAGACUCAUCAAAUUAUGGGUGGCUGAGGGAUUUGCAUACCCAUCUGAAGCUGAGAAAUAUCUGAUGAUCUUAUGGGUAGAAAUCUUAUUUUGGUCGGUCAAAAGGAUCCGUUAA